This is a messenger RNA of Seriola aureovittata, 5231 nucleotides long. Its product is annotated as neuronal acetylcholine receptor subunit alpha-7-like. The transcript has 10 exons. Gene Ontology annotation, molecular function: acetylcholine-gated monoatomic cation-selective channel activity; transmembrane signaling receptor activity. NCBI's taxonomy places the organism in Eukaryota, Metazoa, Chordata, Actinopteri, Carangiformes, Carangidae. Gene Ontology annotation, biological process: regulation of membrane potential; signal transduction; nervous system process. The record is from RefSeq and is a predicted model, not a curated record. Bases 409 to 2016 code for a protein of 535 amino acids. Gene Ontology annotation, cellular component: neuron projection; postsynaptic membrane; synapse.
AACCUUGACGAAGUUGACGGCACUGCGCAGCAGCAGCAGCACCAGCAGUCAUCGGACAGGUGGCUGCCAUCGUCACCGCACAGGGACACGACAGGAGACACGCGGAGGGCACGCUGGAAAUGUCUGACAUAAAAAUAGUCUGAGAGAGGAGCAGAGCUGAAUCCAAACUGACUUUUGAGGUGACAGUCGAACCAAAAACAAGGAGAGAGAAAUCGGGUGUGUGUGUGUGCGUCUCCUCCAGCAUCCCACAAGAGAGGCAGAGAGAGAGAGAGAGUUAGAGGGAGAGAGAGAGGGAGAGAGAGUUAGAGAGAGAGGGAGAGAUCAGCACCAGCAGUCUGACAAAGCUGCGCUCCCUCGAAGUUUGACAUCUCCGGCGGGCUACAGAGGGAGUUCUGCUCCGCUGCUGCCAUGGAGCCUCGGAAGUGUACUGGAUCUGUAUUGAUUGGAGUUUACCUGUGGGCGACAUUCUGCUGUCAAGGUUGUCAUGGCGGUAUGUACCAGAGGAAGCUCUACCACGACCUCAUGGUCAACUACAAUCGGCUGGAGAGACCCGUCCAGAACGACUCAGCCCCCAUCGUGGUGGACCUAGGCCUCACACUGCUGCAAAUCAUUGAUGUGGAUGAAAAGAACCAAGUGUUGAUCACAAAUGCCUGGCUGCAGCUGUACUGGACAGAUAUUUACCUUUCAUGGAACCCAGAGAGCUACCCCGGGGUGCAGAACCUUCGCUUCCCUUCUAAUCUGAUAUGGGUUCCAGAUAUCCUCCUCUACAACAGCGCUGAUGAGAGGUUUGAUGCAACGUUCCAUACAAAUGUGCUGGUUAAUGCCUCAGGAGCCUGCCAGUACAUCCCACCAGGCAUCUUGAAGAGUACCUGCUACAUCGACGUACGGUGGUUCCCAUUUGAUGUGCAGAAGUGUGACCUGAAGUUUGGCUCCUGGACUCACAACGGCUGGCUGCUGGACCUCCAGAUGAUGGAUGUAGACAUCUCUACCUACAUACCCAAUGGGGAGUGGGACCUCGUAGGUGUGCCAGCUAAGCGUAAUGAGCUGUACUACGACUGCUGUAAAGAACCCUACCCCGAUGUGACGUUCACAGUCACCAUGCGCCGCAGGACACUUUACUACGGCCUCAACCUGCUCAUCCCCUGCGUGCUCAUCUCUGGUCUGGCUCUGCUGGUCUUCCUGCUCCCUGCUGACUCCGGAGAGAAGAUAUCACUGGGCAUCACAGUGCUGCUGUCUCUGACGGUAUUCAUGUUACUGGUAGCAGAAAUCAUGCCUGCCACUUCAGACUCUGUUCCUCUGAUUGCUCAGUACUUUGCUAGUACCAUGAUGAUUGUGGGCUUGUCUGUGGUGGUAACAGUCCUGGUACUACAGUUCCAUCACCAUGAUCCCCAUGGAGGGAAGAUGCCUAAAUGGGUUCGAGUCAUCCUCCUCAACUGGUGUGCUUGGUUUCUCCGCAUGAAGAAGCCUGGAGAGGAAACCAAAACAGCUGUGAGCUCUAGGAGCCCCCCAAACUACAAGUACUCCCAUCCUCCUCCUCACCACACCAGCACCAGCAGCAUUCAGAUGAGCACCAUACCUGGCCAGGCAUCCACCCAGUCAACCACGACCAAUGGGAGCAUGAACCUGUACUUUGGCUACCACUCAAUGGGCACAGACAGCCCUGCUUUCCCACCGAGCACAGAUUCAGGUGUGGUGGUGUGCGGCGGCGGUGGUGGAGGAGGAGUUGGCCACCCUAACAGCUCAUCCCCACACGACAUCCAUUCAGAGCAGACGCGGACAUUACUGCUGGAGCAGGUCCCGGAAAUUUCCCAGAUCCUGGAGGAAGUGCAGUACAUUGCGAGGCGCUUCCGAGAGCAGGAUGAGGGAGAGGCGAUCUGCAGCGAGUGGAAGUUUGCGGCGGCGGUGGUGGAUAGGUUAUGCCUGGUGGCCUUCUCGCUCUUCUCCAUCAUCUGCACCUUCACCAUUCUCAUGUCGGCUCCCAAUUUCAUUGAGGCUGUGUCCAAAGACUUCACAUAAUUCUGAUAUCUUCCCUCUCUGAGAGGAGAGAAGAGAGGCAAGGCUAACAUUAAGAAAAAUCCUGACACAAUUAGAACUGUGCCACACAAGCUUCCCUGCUUCUGCUGUGUGAAGUACCACAAGAUCCAGAUGUUUUAAGUGUUACAAGUUACAGUACUUUGAAACCAAACUUUUCCUUCUUUCUUCACAUACAGUAUUUGUCAGUAAUAUCUGGGUGUAUUUGGGUAUAACCGGGGUGAUGUGUUUUUAACCAUUUCAAGGUGGCUGUCCUCGCGAACACCUUACAUAAAAUAUGCCAUGUAGGAGGUUGAGGCUACAUGCAGUAGUUAAUUAUGUACAAACUCACACUAAUGCACUUUUCAUCUGUAUCCCUGCUGCACCACAUCAUUUACCUCCCAUCACAUGCACUUCAUGUCUCAUCAAAUACACUUCCUACCUUUCCAGCCCUUCCUUUUCUGCUCCGUUCCCCACCAUAGUGCUUCUCAUCUUCUAGAAACAUCUCAGUAUCUUCAGCUGUUACACACAGUUCAGUCAAUAAACGGUUUUAGAAAUCAUUUUUUCAGUCCUGUAUUCUAGUAAUGCUAGUGUUUUGUAUUCUGUAAAUAAAUCCUACAUCUUACUUUACAUCUUACUUUAUAAAUGUGGUGAGAUGAGAUUAUGUCUUUUCUAUUGAGUGACUUUACCGGGAGCUAGUGACAUGUUGACCCACAGCACUGUACAUCUUCUCUUCAAACUAGAACUGCAACUUAUGAUUAUUUUCAUUUUCAACACAGAAGGUGACCAGAUUCAGAUUGCUUGUUUUAUCCAACAGCCCAAAACUUUCAGAAGCAAACAAAAAUUAUGAAAAUAUUCGCAUUUACUUUUUUCACGUAUGCACAGACAAGAUUGUUUCUUUCUCACCUCUUUCCAGUCACCCUUAUUUCCUUGCCCUUCAUUUUUUUGCCACCAGUCUUCUCAUUUCCUUCAUGCACAGCACAGCUCAGGUCCAGGUCCUGUAUCUAUAAAGUCACACUUAACAGCAACAUAUAAGACAUUUACAGUUUUGCUCUUUCUAAGUCAAUUUAAUAGACCACGAAGUGACCUCAGAAAGGGAUCUCCUAACAGCCUCCGUCCCUUAUGCUAAACAGUAUAUAGUGUGGUUAGCAUAUGAUACUCUGUGGCUAUUUGUAAUUCACUCACAUUAGUUCACAAUGCAUUUAUCUUUUGAGAGUAAUUCAAUGUUUAUCUGACAAUGUGUUGCUGUAUUAAACUCCUUGAUGAUCGGAGCAACGAUUAACAGACAAUAUUUGUUUUGUGUGAGGGAUUUUUAAAUGUGUUCUGAAAGGAUAUCACCCCAGUAGGGAUGCAUUUGAAACUAAUCUCUUGUAGUGCAGAGUGCUUUGUGUUUUUACUCUCUAAUACUCAGCAAAAAGGCAAACAUUUUCUUCUCUAAUCUCUAGUAACAACAUGAGGAUUACUGGGUGACCUUAUGUAACAGAUUUGUGUUAAACCUUGUCUCUUCUCACCACCCGAGUGUCCUCUGUGAUCCUCAGUGGGACAAGACAUGUGUGAAUUCCCACUUUUACACACACAACUGAACUCACAGACCUGUCUGACUAGACACUUGGCCAUUUUAAGUGACGUUUUGAGAGGAAAGGCGAGGAAUAAAAGCAGCAUCAUACAGUUCAAUGUGUGACUGCUACAGGAAUAGUCACUGAAAUUGAAUUCAUGCUGUUACAGCUAAUCAAUAGGCUGAGUACAGACUAAUAGCUGCCACCUGAUGAAUCCAACACAGUAAAGCGUUUAAAUGUCAUAUCCUCUCAUAAUGGACAAACAGGAGGAGGUCAAGCCAAUGCUAGCUGCAGUACAUUGCAAAACUCAUUGUGUGGACAAUGUUCUUUUAUUUUUCAAGAUUCAAUAAUCUUUAUAAGUCUAACCUAGAUGUGAUAUUUACAUUUGGUUUAAGCAUCUCAAAUAUAAACAGUUUUUCACAAAAAUGUAAUGCAAUGCUAGCAGAGCCAUUGUUGUACUUGAAGGAACAAGUUGACAUUUUGGGUUUCUUGACGAGGGUUAGAUGACAAGAUCGACACCACCACAUAUACGAAGCUACAGUUAGCAGCUGUGGUUAGUAUAGCUUAGCAUAAAGGCAACCAGCCGAGACUCCAGGAAAUCACUUCACCCAGCCAAGAAAUAAUUAGUGAGCUUUAGAGGUGCAGGGAGAUGGAUUUUGUUACCUUUGGACAGUGUCAGGCUAGUUGUUUACCUCUGUUUCCAAUCUUUAUGCUAAGCUAGGCUAAGUAGCUGCUGGUUGUAGUUUCCUAUCUAAUCCUAUCUAAUCUAAUCUAAUUGUUACCACAAGAGUGGUAACAAUCUUCUCGUCUUACUCUUAGCAAGGAAGCAAAUAAGCCUAUUUCUUUUCCUUCAAUACUGGUCAGUUUGCACAUCGUGUUUGUAGAUUGUGAGUUUCAGGGGUUACUGCAGGUGAAAACAGAGUACUAAGAUUUCAUGAUCUGAGAGAACAAAACUGUUUGUUUUUUUCCACAGAAACCAUGCUGGGUUUAUUGUUUUGCUUGUCAAAGUUCAUGUGAACAGAAGUGAAGGAUGCUGCUGUAAGUAUGUUGCAUAAUAGAUCAAGGAAUAAUGCAAAACCUUGAUCGGUGACUCAUCUAGGAGAAUAUGGACACUGAAGAUGUAAAGACAUAUAGUAUAUGAGACCAGGGAUAAGUGUCUAUAUACUGUACAUGUGACUUGGCCCGACAACUCAUGACAGCCAGUUAUGUAGAUAUUCUCUGAGAUGACCUCACCCUUUUCUAUUGUUACUUACUCUUGUUGAUGUGUAUUCAGCAUUUUUUAGGUUUCCACAUGAGAAGCAUUAAUGGCACAGAUAGUGUGCCAAAAAGAAGAAUGAUGCUGAUUCUGAAAUGAGACUGUAAUGAAAACAUGAAGAAGACAUUCUGCUACUUUGAAGCUGAAGCCAAACAAGUAGCUCAAAAAGCAAAAAUGUGAGAUUGUUUUGACAAAUAUUGAAAAGUGAGGGUGUCACUGUCUGCUUUUCCCAUCCCAUCACAGGCUUUUUUUUAGUUCAAUCAACAGUGUUGUAUUUUGGUCAACUUGAGUGUCUUUUUCUUUGUGGUCUGUGCCUCUCUGCUCAGUAUGAUUCAUUCUCCUUUAAAGGAUGUACAUACAUGCUCACUGUACAUGACUAUUUUGCGAAAAAUAAACAAGACAUGUGCUAA